Aspergillus campestris IBT 28561 is the source of this 1020-nucleotide messenger RNA. RefSeq names its product ArsA family ATPase. Gene Ontology annotation, cellular component: GET complex. Gene Ontology annotation, biological process: post-translational protein targeting to endoplasmic reticulum membrane. Bases 1 to 1020 code for a protein of 339 amino acids. NCBI's taxonomy places the organism in Eukaryota, Fungi, Ascomycota, Eurotiomycetes, Eurotiales, Aspergillaceae. The record is from RefSeq and is a predicted model, not a curated record. Gene Ontology annotation, molecular function: ATP hydrolysis activity; ATP binding. The transcript is spliced from 3 exons.
AUGUCGUCCGCCGUCGUCCACGAUGACGAUCUCAUGGAGCCCACCCUCCAGUCGAUCAUCAACCAGAAGACUCUACGCUGGAUCUUCGUGGGUGGUAAAGGAGGUGUAGGGAAAACCACCACCUCCUGCUCUCUCGCCAUCCAGCUGGCCAAAGCUCGCAAAUCCGUCCUCCUGAUCUCGACCGACCCCGCACACAACCUGAGUGACGCCUUCGGGCAGAAGUUCGGAAAGGAGGCUCGCCUGGUGGAUGGAUACACGAACCUGAGCGCGAUGGAGAUCGACCCCAAUGGAAGCAUCCAGGACCUCCUGGCCAGCGGUGAGGCACAGCAGGACGAUCCGAUGAGCGGACUGGGCGUCGGGAACAUGAUGCAGGAUCUGGCAUUCAGCAUCCCCGGUGUCGACGAAGCCAUGUCAUUUGCCGAGGUCCUGAAGCAGGUCAAGUCGCUUUCGUACGAGGUCAUCGUGUUCGACACCGCUCCGACCGGUCAUACUCUGCGUUUCCUCCAGUUCCCCACUGUGCUUGAGAAGGCCCUCGCGAAACUCUCGCAGCUGUCCUCGCAGUUCGGACCCAUGCUGAACUCGAUCCUUGGCGCCCGGGGUGGUCUGCCCGGUGGUCAGAACAUGGACGAGCUCCUGCAGAAGAUGGAGUCCCUGAGGGAGACUAUCAGCGAAGUCAACUCCCAGUUCAAGGACGCCGAUAUGACCACCUUUGUGUGUGUCUGUAUCGCCGAGUUCUUGUCUCUGUAUGAGACGGAGCGCAUGAUCCAGGAGUUGACGAGCUACGGCAUUGAUACGCACUCUAUCGUGGUCAACCAACUCCUGUUCCCCAAGGAAGGUAGCGGAUGUGACCAGUGCAACGCACGGAGAAAGAUGCAGAAGAAGUAUCUGGAGCAGAUCGAGGAGCUCUACGAAGAUUUCAACGUUGUCCGCAUGCCCCUCCUGGUUGAGGAAGUGAGAGGAAAGGAGAAGCUUGAAAAAUUCAGCGACAUGCUUGUACAUCCGUAUUCGCCUCCCGAGUAA